AUGCCCGCCUCGAUAGAUGCUUACACCCCGGCCGAGGUGACCGAGGCCGUCGCGCGGGCCGGCACCCUCAAGGGGAAGAUGCGCCUGGACAAGGUCUUCUUCAGCGCUGUGUCUGCUGGCUGCCUGCUGGCUCUGGCCUGUGGAACAACACUGAGCACAAACAGCAGCCCCUGGUACCAGGAAAAUGCACCAGGUCUGAUGCGCACCAUCAGUGCCUUGGUCUUCCCGUACGGGUUGACCUUGAUCAUCCUCACCGGCGCUGAUCUUUGCACGGGCUCGUUUAUGUUCACCACCGUCGCCGCUCUCCAACGCCAGAUCCCUUGGUACAAGAUGCUUCUGCACUGGUUUGUCACCUUCUGGGGAAACCUAUGUGGAUCGCUGUUUGUCGUCGCUAUCAUCUUUGGCUAUGGAGAGGUCUUCAGUGCAGACCCGUACAAAUCAGCCGUUAUUAGCUUCGCAACAAAGAAACAAGUCACGCCCGAAUUCCACAGUAUCUUCUUGCGCGGUAUCGGCUGCAACUGGCUUGUUUGUUUAGCAUGUUUUCUCGCCCUGCAAGGCCGCGACAUGGCUUCGAAGAUAAUCGGAAUCUGGUUACCGAUUUAUGCUUUCGUCUCGCUUGGCUUCGACCACGUUGUCGCUAAUAUGGCGUUCAUCCCGAUGGCGAUCUGGCUUGAUGCGCCUGGCAUUUCGGUGGGGUUGUAUAUUUGGAAGGGGAUUAUUCCGACUUUACUAGGGAAUAUUGUUGGUGGGGGGCUGUUCGUGGGGACAUACUACUGGUACAUGUACCUUGUCCAAACCGACCCUGUUACCCUUGUUGGUCUGCGUAAAGGAGCUAGCGAGGGGACUAUUACGCCCAAGACUGAUGAUAUUGAGGCAUCUGCUGGCGUGGUCCAGAGUUCUUCUAAGCUUGCAUAA
Messenger RNA from Aspergillus versicolor CBS 583.65, 915 nucleotides. Its product is annotated as formate/nitrite transporter family protein. The record is from RefSeq and is a predicted model, not a curated record. Gene Ontology annotation, cellular component: membrane. Gene Ontology annotation, molecular function: high-affinity secondary active nitrite transmembrane transporter activity. Bases 1 to 915 code for a protein of 304 amino acids. Gene Ontology annotation, biological process: transmembrane transport; nitrite transport. The transcript has 4 exons. NCBI's taxonomy places the organism in Eukaryota, Fungi, Ascomycota, Eurotiomycetes, Eurotiales, Aspergillaceae.